Molecule: messenger RNA, 4240 nt
Organism: Microplitis demolitor
Lineage: Eukaryota; Metazoa; Arthropoda; Insecta; Hymenoptera; Braconidae
Gene: Ars2
Product: serrate RNA effector molecule homolog
Exons: 8
Coding region: 269-3718 (1149 amino acids)
Biological process (GO): primary miRNA processing; mRNA processing
Cellular component (GO): nuclear body
Molecular function (GO): nucleic acid binding
Source: RefSeq, a predicted model, not a curated record
ACGCGCAUGUUCAAAAUGGUGACGUUACCGCUAGUUACAGAGCUCGAGAGCAAAGGUACAGGAUAAUACCAAGCAAACUUAAAGAAACUGUAGAUACUUCCGUCUGGAGUUUGGCUGUCGAUGAACGAGUGCUUGAAGAAAGUUCAGGGUUCACACAAAUCUUGGAUGCUCUGGAGUAACAACCUCUGCUUCGAGUGAACUGUUGUUUGUAUUCCCGGUAAUUUAGCUAUUGGUACUUGCAGUUAAAAAAAAUAAAAUAAAUAAAAAUAUGGGUGAUUCUGAUGAUGAAUAUGAUAGAAAACGUCGAGAUAAGUUCAGAGGUGAGAGACCAGAGUCUUAUUCACGAGGUGGUGAUGGUCGUCGAGAUGAUAGGCGUGGUGGUGGCGGCGGUGGCGGAGGCGGACGUGAUGAAUGGGUCGAAAGAGAAUGGUCGAGUCGGUCAAGAGCGCGGCAAGAGUACCGGGAUUACCGGGGAGGUGGUGGCGGGAGCGGGAACAGAGACCGUUACAGUCCGGCUCGGUCACAAGACAUCUCAUCAGGGCCGCCAUUGAAACGUAUGCGAGGUGAUUGGGAUGACAGACCAUCCUCGAGAUACGCGCACUCUGAUUACUAUGGGAUUGGAAGUGGCGGUGGUGGUGAUCGAGGUAACUCAUGGGCACCACCUUCUGAUCAUUACUUGUCCCAUCAUGGCAAUCAUCACUACGGAGGCGGUGGUGGUGGUGAUCGUCACAGUAAUAAUAACAGUAAUAACAGUCGUGAAGUAGCGGGAAAUUUCAGUAAUUCAAAUAUUGAAACCCAACCACCGAUGAUGACAUUCAAGGCAUUCCUUGUUACCCAAGAAGACACAAUAACUGAUGAAGAAGCAAUCAAACGUUACAAUGAAUAUAAACUUGAGUUCCGACGUCAGCAGUUGAAUGAAUUUUUCGUAGCCCACAAAGACGAAGAAUGGUUCAAGAUUAAGUAUCAUCCUGAGGAAUCGAUCAAACGUAAGGAAGAACAAAUAUCUGCUCUAAAGAAACGUGUGGAAGUAUUUUUGGAGCUGCUAAACUCGGGUGAAAUUGAUAAAGUAUCAAUAGAUGUUGAUCAAUCGACACCUUUGCUACGACUACUCGAUACGGUUGUGAUAAAACUGGAAGGUGGAACUGAAGAAGACUUGAAAAUUCUUGAUGAUGCAGUACCUGCUAGUUCCAGUACUACCGCGUCGACUGCGGUUACUAAAGAAGUGUCUAAAGAACCUGAAAAAGACAAAGACAAAGAUAAAGAGAAGGAUAAGGAUAAAGAGAAAGAAGCGCCAGCUGAAGUAAAAAAAACUGAAGAAGAGACAGGCGAAGACAAACCAACGGAAGAGUCUGCGGAGACUGUGGCGGUGAAAGAUAAUGAGGAAAAUGACAACGGGGAUGAUAAUAAAAAUGAGGAGGAGGAUAAUGAUGAGGAAGAUGAGGGUGACAAGCAGAAAACUGCAGAGUUGAGUGUCCCUGAAGAAAAAGUUGUUGCGGCGCCGAAAGAAAAAAGUAAGAAAAGUAAAAAGAGCAAAAAGUCGAAAAAAGAAACCGUAGCGGCUGGUGAUCUUGAGGAUAAAGACAACGAGAAGAUUAAGACAAGCAAUGAAAAGUUUGAUGAACAGGAUGGCAAGUCGUCGAAAGUUGAGAAAAUGAUUGAAGAUGACGAAGCUGCUGAUAAUAAUAAUCAGGAAGAUGAAAAUAUGGAAACUGUUCCUGCUGCGGCUGGUGAAGCUGCUCCGAGUACGAACAGUAAAAAGCGGAAACGCACAAAUAGCAAUUCCAGCAGCUCGAGUAAUGAAGAAGUUGAUGUUCCUGACAAUCGCAGUACUACGAGCAACAAAAGUUCUGGUUCGAGCAGCAGCAGCAGCAGCAGUUCAUCACAAUCUUCUCCAGAUAAUAACAACGAAGAGAAUGAAGACGAGAAUGAACAUGAACAUGAGAAUGAGAAUGAGAAUGAAGGUGAAGAACAUGAGAAAAUGGAGACCGACAACGUCAAUGAUAAAGAGAAAUCAGAAGCUGGUGAAAAGUCUGAACCAUCUGGCGAACCAGCGGAAAAGAAGAGCGAUGAGAAGACAGAGGAAGAUGACAAAGAAAAAAAGAAUGAAGAUGAGUCGAGUAAGAACCAAGUGGAAGCUGUUAUUGAUCUCGUUGAAACUGGGGAAGAUGAUAAAGACUCCUUAGCACCGGCAAAAUCACCGCGCGCGUUACAUAAAACGAGCAGUAUAUUUUUGCGUAACUUAGCGCCGACAAUUACUAAAGCUGAGGUGGAAGCGAUGUGCAAGCGGUUCCCUGGAUUUUUACGGGUCGCCAUUGCAGACCCGCAACCCGAGCGCCGAUGGUUCCGUCGCGGGUGGGUGUCUUUUGAACGUCAAGUGAACAUAAAAGAAAUUUGCUGGAGUCUGAAUAACAUCAGGCUGCGAGAAUGCGAACUUGGAGCGAUCGUAAAUCGGGAUUUGCUGCGUAGAAUCCGGACCGUCAAUGGCAUCACCGCGCACAAACAGGUUGUGAGAUUCGAUAUCAAAUUGACAGCCAAAAUAAUUCAUAAUUUAGAUACCAAAAUAGGUUUGUGGGUUGACGUCAACAAUGCCGCUUCUAACAACAAAGACACCGCAGAAGAACCUGCCACGACUGAUAACAAAGAUCCGAAUGCACAAAAAAUGAAUAACGACAACAUCGUAACGGAAGUUAUGCCUCUGGAGUUUGGAUUCUCAUCCAAAAAUCCGAUUUUGAAAAACAUCACAGACUAUUUGAUCGAAGAGGCUUCUGCGGAAGAGGAGGAGCUACUGGGACGUGGAAAUGUUGAUGGAGGAACUGGUAGCAGCAGCGAACAACAAGAAGAAGGUCAGCUGGACGGCACCAAUGACAAUAGCGACGAAGGCCCGAUUGACAGGGAUCCAGUUUUGACAAAAGUUCUUGACAGACUUAUUUUGUAUCUGCGUAUCGUUCAUUCAGUUGAUUAUUACAACCACUGCGAGUAUCCCAACGAAGACGAGAUGCCAAAUAGAUGUGGUAUCAUGCACGUCCGCGGGCCACCGCCGCAAAAUGCUAAAGUAUCUUUCACAGAACUGCAAGAGUACUGUCGUAAUUUUGAGAGCAAGAUGACGACAUUCUUAGCUCCUGCGUCGGGUUCAAACCUGGGAAUGCCGGAUGACGAGUUCCAAAAACUCGGCGCUAAAAAUGCUGACGCUGAGGUGGAGAAAUUUGUCCAAGCAAACACUCAAGAGUUGGCUAAAGACAAGUGGCUGUGUCCAUUAAGUGGAAAGAAGUUCAAGGGACCGGACUUUAUACGCAAGCAUAUAUUUAAUAAACACGCUGAGAAAGUCGCUGAAGUAAAAGCUGAGGCUGAGUACUUCAAUAAUUAUUUGAAGGAUCCCAAGAGGCCGAUGCUCCCAGAACAUCCUGGCAAUAAAACUCCAGCUCCGUCUUCGAAUGCUGCAGGUGGACCUAGGGAAGGAUUACUCAGAGAUAACUAUCCACCUUUUGGAGCUAUGGCCGGAUUCGGAGGAUACGGGGGCGGUAACUUUGGAAGUGGUCGCGGUAUUUUUGGAAGCUCAGGAGGUGGAUAUGGCGGCGGGUUCGGCGGUGGUUUUGGUGGCGGAAUGUCGCGGCCAAAUCGCGGUGGAUUUAAUCGUGGACGGGCUGCACCAGCAGAUAUGGGGUCAAGACCAAUAGUUAGUUACAAUGACUUGGACACGUUAGACUUCGAUAUAUUUUAAUUGUAUGUUGCAGCAGUGGCAACAAUCCGGAUUUUCGCCCGGUUAUUCACUAUCGGGAUCUCGACGCACCAAGGGAGCCUGAUGAAUUCUUGUAAAUUAAAUUAACAAAAAAGUAAUAAUGAUAAAUAAUACUAAUAAUAAUAAGUACAAUGCCGACAAUAUUUUAUGUUGACAAGACAUGACAUCAAGACGAAAAUUGCGGAGAGAUGCCUAGUGGAACGCGCAUAGAUAUUAAUUAUUAAAUAUAAAUAUGACUUAGAUAUAAUUUAAGUAAUUGAUAAUUAUUGUAAUAAAUAAUUAAUUGAUUUUAGUAAUUUGAUAAAAAAAUAUUAAAUGAUUGUAAUAUCAUUUCAUUAUAAAAUUACAAUAUUGUGAUUUAAGUUUCAGUUGUAAUUUGUAAUUUAAAAAAAAAUACAAGUGUAUAAAUAAUGAUUAUUAAUUUCAAACUGCCUGUCUAUACAAGAUGAUGUAAUUAAUUGCAGGAAAAAUUUUCAAAAUGAUUAAUAAAUAAUUUUUCACAUA